Alosa sapidissima (American shad) is the source of this 6530-nucleotide messenger RNA. It is a transcript of the gene gli1, whose product is annotated as GLI family zinc finger 1. Gene Ontology annotation, biological process: regulation of transcription by RNA polymerase II; smoothened signaling pathway. Gene Ontology annotation, cellular component: nucleus. The record is from RefSeq and is a predicted model, not a curated record. The transcript has 13 exons. Lineage: Eukaryota; Metazoa; Chordata; Actinopteri; Clupeiformes; Clupeidae. Gene Ontology annotation, molecular function: RNA polymerase II cis-regulatory region sequence-specific DNA binding; DNA-binding transcription factor activity, RNA polymerase II-specific. The coding region runs from base 390 to 4832 and encodes 1480 amino acids.
GCAACUUAGGGUCCGCGAGACACGGGCACCGAAAAUGUAUCGGGAUUUGCUUCAAGUCACUCGCAUCAAGACAUAACUUUUGCGAAACUUUUCUGGCGCAACCAUUAAAGUGGAUACAUGAAGACUUCAUCACGGGAGUAAACUGUGUGAUUCCAAGAAGUACAAACCGUCUCCAUCUGCAUAUGUCUGCUCAGGGAGAGAAAGAGGGGGCUUUAUUGGAAAUUCUCUAACCCCCAGUGGGACGCUCUCUGCCCCCUUUCUCCAAAAGUUCCUCCAAGGAAAGCCGAGUUUGCUGGGAUCAAUUUAAGGCCACCUACUGAUGCAGACAAGCGCAACGCCGUGUACGAGGGCCUGAGGGUGCAGCAGCAGCGGCAGUGCUCUGAGUCCCAAUGCCAGUUGACAUGCAGCCACAUCAGGGGCUGUAUCACUAUGAGUCUGCUCCUAGCCAGCCCUCACGCGGCCUAGCUCCCUCAGGUAGAUCUGCGUAUGGUGACGUGGCCCCGCUCCGUGCCACCCCCCACAACGGCCAGCCCCCGGACAGCAGGGCCAUGUACAACCCCAUGACCCCAAACAUGACGGCCAACAUGACCCCCGGCUCCUGCAUGGACUCCUACAUGCGCCCCCCUCAUGCCCCCCCGCCACACAGCAUGCUGGGACACCGUGGGGGCAUGUCUGCCGCAGAAGGAGUGAGUGGCAGCCCGUACUGCAGCCAGGGGAACCUGAUGUCCCACCACAGCUUCUCCCACGGCCAGCCAGGCUCCGAGCUGCUGGGCUCUGCUGACGGCUCUCGAUUCUCCACUCCACGCUCCAUGCUGAAGUUGAGUAAGAAGCGCGCCCUGUCCAUCUCUCCGCUGUCGGACGCCAGCGUGGACCUGCAGACGGUCAUCCGCACGUCGCCCAACUCCCUGGUGGCCUUCGUCAACUCACGCUGCGGCCCCAACGGUGCCAGCUCCUACGGGCAUCUGUCCGUGGGCGCCAUGAGUCCGUCCAUGGGUUUCUCCGGUUCUAUGAGCUACCAGUCCCGGCCGCAGGGUUCCAUGUAUGGAGGGAACACUCCCCUAGGCCACCACCAAGGACCCUGCCACACACCUCCUCUCCGGUUACCACCUCACAACCCCAGGCUCCAUGCCCCUCCAAAGCAUGGUCAUAUGAAGACAGAGCCAGUGCUGGGCAGUGUGAUGGACAGCAUCAACAUGAAGAGUCUGGAGGAGCACUCGGAGGGAGACGUGGCCAGCCCGUCCUCAACAGGGACGCAGGAUCCUCUGCGUGGUCUUCUGGAGGGGCAUGAGGAUCUGGACAAGGAUGACGGCAAGCCAGAGCCCGAGGCCAUUUACGAGACCAACUGCCACUGGGAGAGCUGCAGCAAGGAGUUCGACACCCAGGAGCAGCUCGUGCAUCACAUAAAUAACGAGCACAUCCACGGUGAGAAGAAAGAGUUUGUGUGCCACUGGCAGGACUGCUCCCGGGAGCAGCGUCCCUUCAAGGCCCAGUACAUGCUGGUGGUGCACAUGCGCAGACACACCGGGGAGAAGCCACACAAGUGCACUUUUGAAGGUUGCAAUAAGGCGUACUCACGCCUAGAGAAUCUGAAGACUCACCUCCGCUCACACACUGGGGAAAAGCCCUAUGUGUGUGAGCACGAGGGCUGCAAUAAGGCCUUCUCCAACGCUUCCGACCGGGCCAAGCACCAAAACCGCACUCACUCAAAUGAGAAACCGUAUGUUUGUAAGAUCCCUGGGUGCAUCAAACGUUACACAGACCCCAGCUCUCUCCGCAAACACGUCAAAACAGUACAUGGUCCAGAGGCACACAUCACCAAGAAGCACCGCGGGGACACUGGCCCUCGACCUCCAGGAUCUGCCAUGACCCCUGGUGGUCAAGGUGGUGAAUUGCUCCAGGAGAAGGAGGAAACUCGCAGGGAGGACUGCAAACUCCUGGCCCCAGAGAAUGCUCUGAAGUCCCAGCCCAGUCCUGGCGGCCAGUCGUCCUGCAGCAGCGAGCGCUCUCCGCUGGGCAGCGCCAACAACAACGACAGUGGCGUGGAGAUGAACCUGAACGCGGUGGGCAGCCUGGAGGACCUGACCGCGCUGGAGGACGCAGCAGGGACCACAGGGGCCGGAGAGGCCAGCGGCGGGGCAGGCUCGGGGGGCAUGGGGAUGUCCGCUCAGGCCCUGAAGAGGCUGGAGAACCUGAAGAUCGACAAGCUGAAGCAGAUCCGUCGGCCAACACCCCCUGGACGAGGCAUGGGCAACAGUAAGCUGCCCACUCUCAAUGCAUCUGGUGGGGACAUGAUGGGGAUGUGUGCCCCGUCUCCAGUCCUGUCUAACCGGCGUGUGAUGGAGCUGUCCAAUCAUGAGGUGGGUGCCGGGGGAGCUGGGGGCAUGCCGUGCCCAGCCAACGACCGCCGCGGAAGUGGCACCAGCAGCCUGAGUUCCGCCUACACGGUCAGCCGGCGCUCCUCGCUGGUGUCUCCAUACCUGUCCAGCCGACGCUCCAGCGAGGCGUCCCAGGUGGGGGCGGGCGCGCCGGCCCACUCUCAAGGCAUGAUGGGUCAGGAGUCGGGGGGCGACCCGCUGUCCCCCGAGAUGAACCGCAGGGCUGUGUCGUGCCAGGGGUCGGGAGGUCUGCCGGGCUUGCCCAGCCUCACCCCUGCCCAGCAGUACAACCUGAAGGCCAAGUAUGCCGCCGCCACUGGGGGGCCUCCACCCACCCCUCUGGCCAACAUGGAGCAGCCGGGCACCCCUGGCCGGAGAGUGGGCUUCAUGAGCGAGUACCACUGCCAGCCUCUGCCACCUUAUCUCCAGCAAGGGGCUGGGCGCAGGCACAGUGCCAACACCGAGUACGGCACGGGGGUGAUGUAUCCUCACCAGGCGCCAGGCAACGCCACCAGGCGAGCCAGCGACCCGGUCCGCUCGGGCGCGGCCGAUGCCCAGGGCCUUCCCAAGGUGCAGCGCUUCAGCAGCCUCACCAACGUGUCCAUGAUGAGCCGGCGGAACGCCAGCGUCAACCUGAUGCACUGCGGCUCCGACGCCAACAUCGCCCGGCACAUGUACUCGCCGCGGCCGCCCAGCAUCACCGAGAACGUCAUGAUGGAGGCGCUGGCCAUGGAGCCGCACGGCGGGGGCAGCGGAGAGCCGCGGGACCACGGCAUGAUGAUGGGCCAGGGCCACAUGGGCUACCAGCAGCACCACCACCACCACCACCACGGCCCCAACAGCCAGCUGUCCCCUGGCGCAGAGAGCAUGGGCUGCCCCGACCAGGCGUACCAGUCCGGCCAGGCGGGCAUGCAGGGCCACUACGGAGGCCAGAUGGGGCAGGUGGACAUGUCCAACAGUUUGCUGCAGCAGGCAGAGUAUGGCAUGAGCACCUGCCAGCUCAGCCCCUCGGGGCCCAGUUACCCCAGCCUGGGGCAGGGGAGUGGCGGAGAGGGCAUAGGUGGGCCGUGGGGCGGCGAUGGCACCCAGGUGCAGGCAGGGAUGCAGUUCCAGGAUCAGGGCAUGCAGGGCUCGCACUACCCUCAGCAGGCCGUGUACGGCGGCACGGACGGCUGCCACCAGAAGGUCACCAUCAAGCCCGAGCAGCAGUUCCACCCGUCCAUGUCCACCCACAGCGCCUGCCAGAACGCCAAGCCCUUGCUCGCCCAGCGCCAGCUCUCCCAGCCGGGCGCCAUGCCCCUCUCCCCCCAGGCCUACGCUCAGCAGCACCCGGCCGCCCAGGGCGUGAUGGCCAGACCCUCCGCCGUCAGCUGUGACUUCCAGGGCCCGAUGGAGACCCAGCAGCAGCAGCAGCAGCAGCAGCAGGGAUCCUUCCCCGCCAGAGGGGCCGUGAGCCUGGGGUGCGCGGGCUCCUCUCUGGCCGAGGCCCGGAGGUCCCAGACGCCCAUGCUGCAGGUGAAGGAGAUGAUGGUGCGCAACUACGUGCAGUCGCAGCAGGCGCUCAUGUGGGAGCAGCAGAUGGAGCAGCAGCAGAAGGCAGGCGGCGUCGGUGUCGCCGACAGCAUGGACGUGAGUGGACAGCAGAGCUCCAUGAUGCAGCAGCAGCAGCAGCAGGCUCACAACAUGUACCCUGCUGCUAAUUACCCAGCGUACCCCAACCAGAACCUCAUGAGCCCCCCCGCCGGCGGCAGCGCCACACACAGCCGCGGCCCCAGCUCCGUGCCCCCCAAGGAGCAGAUGGUGGGCCUGGCGGGUUCCUGCUACGGCCAGGACAUCGUGCCCAGGCCACCACAGAGUCGGAAGCCCCUGAGCCGCCAGAACAGCCUCUCCCAGCAGAGCGGGGCGUACCUGGGCAGCCCGCCUCACCUCAGCCCCAGGGCCCAUGCCGCGGCCAGCCCUCGGAGAGCGGUCCGACUCCCGCCGGUCCAGACCCAGCAGCAGCCGCAGCAGCUUCCUGACAACUUCCCUGGCCACAACAACAACAACAACGGCCCCAUGUACUACUCCGGCCAGAUACACAUGCACCACGACAUGGAGAAGCCGCUGUCCCACCCCAGCAACCAGGCCGGCUCCUGCCUCAACCAGAUGGGGGCCGUGGUGGACCCAGGGUCCAAACCUCUGGGCUACGCCGAGACAGGGCCCAUCUCCAACACGCUGGAAAACCUCGACCUGGAGAACGCCCAGAUUGACUUUGCCUCCAUCAUCGACGACCAGGACCCUUCGUCCUACAGCCCCAUCAACCCUCCGCUGUCCUCGUCGCAGGCCUCGUCCCGUCUGACCACCCCCCAGACCUCGAUCCCGCAGCCUUCCGGCCUGUCCAACAUGGCCGUGGGCGACAUGACGACCAUGCUGACUUCCCUCGCCGGGGAAAACAAAUACCUGAACACACUAUCGUAGAGAGAAAGAGAGAGAGAGAGGAAGAGAGGCAGAGAAAGAGAGAGAGAGAAAGAGAGAGAGAGAGGAAGAGAGGCAGAGACUUGCUGUCCCUUUGCCCUCCCACACACUUGUGCUUGGCCCCUGCGUGAGCUCACAGACUCAAGGACUGACUACAGUCAGUGGCCUUCAGACGAAACCAAAGGUGCCUAUCUAUCUAUCUGUCUGUCUGUCUCGCUCCCCGAGAAGAAGACAGCACUGCUUGCGCUCUCCAGGAAGAUGACCUUCUGUUUGUUUCCUCUGUUUUUGUUUGUUUGUUUGUUUGUUUUGUUUUUGUUCCAUUUUGUUUGAAAGUGAAUUCCAGAACUUUUUUUUUUUCCAUCGGGUGUCACCCUAAACCUGGGGCAUUCCAGAGACAGAUAGCAGGAAAAGCAACAGUGAUGCUGACAACAAUGUGAGCAGUGUAAAUAGCCUAAACAUUUAUAUAUGCAUUUUAUAUGACGAUGUUGAUUGAGAACAAGUCAACAGCUUCAGCUAAUGCCCCUCCGAGCGUGGAGGCAAACCUUGAAAGAGUGUAAACUCUAUCUUAGGAGUGUCUUUAUUGACUGAAAACUGUACAAUCCCAGGGAAAUAUUUUGCGUAACAGUCACAAAUAGCAGUAUUGUAGAACAUGAUGAUAUCAUCACAGUAUUCAGAUAAAAAUACACAGGCCAGCAACACUCUCCACAUAAUGACUGAGAAAUGUGUGAGAGAGCCUUUAGACUCAGACACAAACACCAGAUGCAUAUGCAUAAUGACUUGCCAUAAUGUGUCUUCGCUUUAUUCUAGUUACUGACUUGUGGUUCCGUUUAGGUCAUUGGAGGUAUUGACAGAAUGGGCGGAUCGGUAAAACAAAGACGUGGAUGUAGAGGAGGACAGAAUGUGCCUAGUCCUUGAUCCACCCUCUGAGCAAGUGAGCGCAGUAUUUCAGGCUGAAACGAUCUGCUCAGCAGACCGUCCAGCCUACGGGCAUUUUUUUUACAUUUUUUUUUGCUGAGAGGUCUUUUCUUAAUAUGAAACAGAAACGCUUAUUUCGCAGGCAUAGUCAUGCAGUUUUUUUUAUUACAAAAAAGUCACAUUAUGGUACUAUUGUUAAGCCGCUGUAGAUUUCUGCCAAGCUCAGUCAGGCGGUCCGGUCUCCUGACGAGACUCUCGCGCACCAGCAAAGCUCACGUCAUGCUAUUGCACUGAUCGCAGCACUGAGUGACCAGAACUUAGCUUUUGACAUCUGAAACAUACACAUAGGUGUGUCGCCGCUACACUGUAAGAGUUCCCCAUUCUGACAAUGCUGGUGUUCACGUGUUUUUUUGGGGGGUAAACAGGUUUAAAUCUGUUCAGGAGAUGGAGUUCUAGGUGGCUGUGUUCGCGCUUUGUUAGUAAAUCCAGCCCAGUUCAGUACUGUGGAGGGCCCUGUCAUCUGACCUGGCAAAGGGGCAUACUAAGAACACUGAGCAGUCUCUCCCUCUCACUGUGUAUGGCAUACCAAAGAUAUUUUAGAGUGGAUUAUAUUUGAACAAAACUGUGUGCAACGACGUCUGCCUCGAAAAGAGUCGUCUCAGACACAGCAAUAAAUAUUGUGAUCAUGGGUUGAUAGUGCUGUCACAUAGAAUGUAAUGUUUUGUGUACAGGCAAAAUAACAUUUCCUUUUUGUUUGUCAACAACAAUAACAAGUACCCUUAUGGA